AUGUCUCGUUUGAUUGCGAAGAAGUUGCUUCAAGGUAAGAUUACAACCCCAUCCAAGAUUUGUGUGCGGUCCUAUCACCCGAUUGCAAAGGAUUAUAUCAAGCCUAUUACUAUUGAACCAUUGACUUAUACAACAGAUUCGUUGCAAAGUAAAGUGCUUGGCCAUUGUCUUGCUAAUAACGUCCCUAAACAUGGGUUUAAGGAAAAAGCUAUUGUACAAUCAAUUAAUCAAUUAGGUCUCUCACCAUCACUAAUAUCAGUGUUAGGUUCAUCUAACUCCCCAUCGUUUUUUCAUUCAUCGCCAGCAGUUUUAGAAUUGAUAAAAUACCAUUUGGUAACUAAAAGACAUGAAUUGACAAAGGAUAUUCCACAAGAUAAUAUUGAUCACAACAACGGAUUGCCAUCAUUAGAAGAAUUGAUGAUCAAACGUUUACAAAUGGAUAUUCCUGUUGGUGGCCAACUGACAGAUCUUUUUGCCCAAUUAUCAAUUCCAAGCCAAUAUUUGAUGGACACUGCUUUACCAGAACUAUUUAAUUUAGCAGAUGAUAUGAUAUAUUUCUCGAACGAGAAGGACCAUUUCGAUAUGGCUUGGUACACAAAGAGAUUAGGUGUUUCAUUUACAUAUGUUACAAGUAAAUUAUUUAUGGCUCAGGAUAAAUCCCCAAAUUUUUCAGAAACUAUGCAAUUUGCUCAUGAUAAAUUGUACAAUGUUAUGAAACUUGGUGAUUAUUACAAUAAUGCGGAAGAAUUCGCAUGGUACACUUUGAUGGUUUCUACAAACCUGAUCAAAUCUCAACUGGCUAGAAAAUAA
This is a messenger RNA of Maudiozyma saulgeensis, 810 nucleotides long. The record is from the annotation of a GenBank genome assembly. Lineage: Eukaryota; Fungi; Ascomycota; Saccharomycetes; Saccharomycetales; Saccharomycetaceae.